AUGAGGAGAAUGACGGGCUGUAUCAAUGAUGCCGUUGGAUUUGGACUUCAUAGGCAUCAGGCUCGCAAGGCAGACAGAGGAUGGCAUGCAUGCAUUCUAGAGACUCAGCAAGCUCGUCCAGUGGUCGCAAUCACGGCUCAGAAUCAUGAUAAUGACAUUGAUGCUGGCUAUACCAUGGAAAAUGACAGCUGCACAGGGCAUAUAGACCCGCGGAAGCAUUCUUAUCUCGAUCCAACGAGUAUCUAG
This is a messenger RNA of Colletotrichum lupini, 246 nucleotides long. RefSeq lists its product as uncharacterized. The transcript is spliced from 3 exons. Bases 1 to 246 code for a protein of 81 amino acids. Lineage: Eukaryota; Fungi; Ascomycota; Sordariomycetes; Glomerellales; Glomerellaceae. The record is from RefSeq and is a predicted model, not a curated record.